Molecule: messenger RNA, 3343 nt
Organism: Actinia tenebrosa (Australian red waratah sea anemone)
Lineage: Eukaryota; Metazoa; Cnidaria; Anthozoa; Actiniaria; Actiniidae
Source: RefSeq, a predicted model, not a curated record
CASCAUUAUAGUCCCUUUGAAAUCAAAAUGGCAUCUUUUUCAAACAUGAGAUUGUAAAAAAGAAAACACUAAAGAUCUCCUCACAGUACAAAUGCUUCCAUUCAUUUGCAUGCCCUGAAGAAACUAAUAACUCAUCUGGUUACUUUGCUGCGUCAAACUUCUGGAAAAAGGCUAUAGACAAAGGAAAUCAUGUGUCGACUGUGUCCAGUUCCGGAGUGGAGCGAGCCCAUGAAAGUUCCUGUCGCUGAUCUUCCAACAUUUUUUGCCAAGCAAAUCAGUUGGAACUUCGAACGGCUGAACUUUGGAAACGGAGCUAUGAUCGAUACUCCAUCGGGCCGAGCUGAGAGACCAACGAUCACUGGAAACGUAGGUUGUAAGUUGAAAGAUGGAAUGCGUCCAUUGAGUAACAGAUCCAACAUCGAUCGUUAUCUUCUCGUCAGUGAGUGCCUUUUUUGUCCUGGUCGACGCUAUGGUUGUACACCGAGAGCCAACUGUACAGGGAAACGACGCCACUGCUACGCUCAGUGUAAAGUUAGCAUAUACGGAGAUGAUCCAAAUAUGUCGGAGAUUUAUUUCUCCGGGAGCCACGGGGCUGGGAAUAUUACAGAUGUGAACAAACAUCGGGUACCUGCGGCUGUCAGGAAUCAACUAAAGAGGAAGAGAAUGGAAGGAGCAAGCCCUGAUGAAGCUUUAAUGUGGUUUAAAAAGUAUGUUGAAGAUCAAGGCUUGAAUGCAGAUGAUCCACGCUUGGUACCAAAUGGAGAUCAAGUUAGGCAUAUGUUGAAACGUGUCAGACCAUCAAUUGGCCCAACCAUGGCAAYGCCAGAAAAUACUAUCAAUACUAACACCAAAGCAUUUGAAGAGAAUGAUCCACAAACACCAAAGACAGAAGAAAAUACAGCAGAAGUCUCAUGGUCAGAAAUUAAUGUUGGAGACAAAACUGCUGAUAUGUCUAAUGACCAGGAUGAUACAACAACAUCUUCAACAACCAGUACAAAUCCUUCCAAAACCACAGUUCAUGUUACAUUCACACCUCUUAACAGCCCUCUAAAUACACCCUUUUCUGUUCCUUCUUCCCACUUUGCACUUUCAUCAGGUGUCAAUGAAGUGCUGCGGACAUCAGGGUCAUCAGUCACUCUACUACCAUCGCAUACCUCUAUCAGACCAUCACCAUCCAGUUAUUUAUCCAAAGGCAUGAUGUCUGGGUCAGUGGCCGCCUCACCUGGAUUAUCAAAACGUCAAGCUAACCUACAGUUGGAAGGAAAAGCCCAUGAGAUCACCAUUCUUAAACACCACAUUCGUAUACUUGAACAAGAAAACCUGAGUAAAAUUUCUCAUAUUGCUGAGCUGGAAACCCAGUUACAUGCCCUCAAGGAGAGAGAUUUAAUUAGAUUAGAAAAUCAAGUCCAACGACUGGAAACAGAAAACUUAAAGAAAGAUGUUAAAAUACUUCAACUUGAAAAACAGCUUCAAGCAACUCAGCAAAGUACCUGCACAUGCAGUCCAACGGGAAACAACAUCAACAUUGAACCAGAGGUCACUAUUCCACAUUUACAAGAAGUACAUAUAGAACAGACAAAUACUUUUAAUGGAGACAGUAAUGAGGGUUUGGAAACAUAGUGUGGAAAAAAAUGUUUGUGAGUUUAGUUUUUAUUGUUACUACAAUCAGUAAGUAAAGUUCCCUGGAGAAAAGCUACGUUUCCAGCGACUGUUGCUUCUCCAAGCAAGAUUUUUACCAUACAGUAUUUUACCUUAUGAUAUAUAAGGUAACUAUAGGUCAUCGUGUAUUUUAUUAUGUACAGUAUUUAUAGAUUAAAGUAUUAGAGUAGCAGUGAACACUGGUAUAUAUUAAUUUUACAAAUAUUUAGGUAGGCAGUUUUUAUUCAAGGCCGGUAUGAGCUUAGAGGUAGAACUCUAUACCUGUCCCAUUUAUUUUAUGUUUAUAAAAUAAUCUAAAAGAAAUUCAAGUCAGAGAGAAUCUUGRAAUGGCACAAGCAGCAUGAAAAACAAUUAAGUUAUUAUUCAUCCUGGAUGUUACAGUACCACAAAAUCAGACAUAUAGGUUUGUUGUAUAAUUUCUCUGCAAGAUCAUAGCUAUUUGACAUGAACACUGCCAUUCUAGAAAAUAAUAAAUAGUUGGCUGUAUAUUAGAAAAUGUUACAAAUGGUUUAAUAACACUUAGUGUUUUUAAUUUUGUGUAGAUGUGUUUUUAGAGGUAAGAAUGAAAAGAUAAUUUAUAGGUUUUUGUACUGGGCAAAGAAAGUAUGUAAYACAAAGACUGUACUCAAAAAAUGUAAGCAAAGAAUGUAAUUUUUUUGCAAAGGCAUUUCAGAUCAAGCAGAAUACAGGAAGAACAAUAUGAAGCUUAUUAGUUGCAUAAAUUGCUUUCAUAAUAUGCUAAAGGUAAAGAAUGUGACCCUGAAAUCUGUGUAGUGAGGUAACAGUAUACUACGGGCACUGAUUUAGGCAACUAUCAAUUUAUUUUAGGAUUGCAGUAUUAAUUUAAUUGUAUCGAUAGAUUUGCAUAUCUUUAUUCACUCCCCCUGAUUUAGCCAUUCACCAACUUAAGCAUCAACAGCACAGUAGAUAUCAGCUCAUAUAGAUGUGUGUGCAAUUAUUCUCCCCUAGUUCUGCCCCAAUUUUAUACAUGCAAAUUGCAUGCUACAUUGAUUGCAUUGGAGAAAAAAAAUGUAGUGUAAUCAGCCUUGUGAUAUUGAACAUGUCAUGAAUAGAAAAGGUUCCUACUUUUAAGAUCAGCAUGGGGUUAUAUGCAGCAUYAAAUUGAUGAUGCACUACAAAUUGACUCCGCACGUCAAUGCUGCAUGCAACAUUGCAUCAUGUUCAGCCAUGCUCUGGUGUAAGUAAUAACUUGGUUUAAAACCACAAAUUAAAGUUAAUUUUAGAAUUAUCCUGUUAAAAAUAGAUCAAAUCUAUUGUAAGACUAAAGAACCAAUAUAAAAAUCACUAUGUUGUAAGUAAUAUAUACAGUAUGAGUGGCCGUGUUGUAUACGAUAUAUAAACUCAAGGCGUAGCGGUUUCCUUAACAAUCAUCUAGGUUAGUUCCUUUGUUUCACUAACAUUUUCAAGAUAAAAGUGAAUCUGCCCAAGAAAAUCCAAGUCUAUUGUGUUUUCCUCAUGAACUAUUAAUGAGUUUGUUAAGUUUGGUUACUGGUGAUAACAGAAAGUAUAUAGAUGAAUUCGUACAUUCAUGGUUCAGUGCAAAAUUAAUAUGAAAAAAAUCUUUAUAAGCAACAGUGUUUGCACAAACCCUAUGUAACUAAUUGGACUUCUAUUUGAUAGGCUUAAGAGAUAAUAAAUAAAAAUAGCGAAAUCAGUAAAGGUA